Molecule: messenger RNA, 4470 nt
Organism: Branchiostoma floridae (Florida lancelet)
Lineage: Eukaryota; Metazoa; Chordata; Leptocardii; Amphioxiformes; Branchiostomatidae
Exons: 22
Coding region: 1-4470 (1489 amino acids)
Molecular function (GO): protein binding
Source: RefSeq, a predicted model, not a curated record
AUGGAGGCUCAGGAAAUGAUGUGGGAGACGAGACUGAAGACUACAACAAGGAAAAAAGAGGAAGAGAUACGGCAAUCGAAGAUGGAACGUAUUUUGAAACUAGUGAGUAUGAGACUGAAGAAAACAACAAUGAAGAUGAUGGCUCAGGGUAUAGGGCAGAAAAUCCAAGACAAGGUCGGCGACAGGCUUGCGGAAGCUAUUGUGGAGAAUUACCAGGAAAAGGUGGUCAGUGGUUUAGAGGACUACGUUGGGAAACAGACGGAGAAGUUCGACGACAAGUACAAAGACGUGCUAAAGGACACCAGUGGGCUGGCAGCGGGUUUGAACCGUCCGGUUGAGGAGGCAGAUAUCCAACUUGUUCCGAAGGCGGGAGCCACGAUGGGUAACAUGUAUGCACCACCAGGCUGGGAGGUCCGUCAUAAGUACAAAUACAAGGAUGACAGCGAUAAGGACAAAGGCAGCUCCGGCGGACAGACAGCAGCCUACACCUACCCAGCCGGACUAGGACCAGUUCUGAUGAACGGCUGUUUCGGGACCGGCUAUAAGAAUGGGGAUCCCUGUUAUAAAGCCAAGAUACCACGGACAGGUUGCCCUAACCUCAUCGACGGCGCGACCUACCUUGGGGUCGGAUUUGACGGGAGAGGUGUGUACUCGGCAGAGUCCAGGAAGAAAAGCAUCAUCCAGAGAUCAUGUAGCAACCUGCAAACAUACGGUGAGAAUGAGGUUCCGGACUCCAUGACGGUGCAAGGCAUAUAUGACACGGAUGUGCAGUCCAAAACAUUUAGUUCAUUGGAUGAGUACAGGCAGUAUUUAGAGGAGAAAUCGGCCGUCACUUCUGCCAAGGCCAUGUUCCAGGAAGAAAUAAACAAAGCGUCUGGAUAUGACGCAGGAAACGCAGGGUUUGGAUUUGGACUAGCGGUCGGAGAAGGACAUUCCAGCAACAGUGGGGAAUCCAGUCAAUCAUCAGGCUUCCGGGCCAGCUCCUUUGCUAGAGGUCGGCUCCGUCAAAAACAGAGACAGACAUUCCUGGCUAUGCUGGAGAUGAACAUAUUCAGGUAUGAGAUCUUCAUGGACGACAUCAAGCCGGACCAGCUGAAUGUGGGCUUCCUGCGAGAUUUCAUUUCGCUGCCUCAGUCCUAUUUCUCUCCCGGGGCAGAAAUUAUCUUCCAGAAUUUCUACCUCCGGUGGGGAACACAUUACAUCAAGUCAGCCAAGUUUGGAGGACAGCUGAAGAUCAUCAAAACGAAACAAGCUACAAAAGGCCUGACGAUGUCGGAGUUCGCCACUAGAGCCGAGGCUGACUGGAAAAUGACUAUGAGCACCUUCUCAGCUCAGGCGUCACAAACCAAGGAGAGCAGCUGGUGGCACGACCACGAGUCGAAGACUGAGUCUCAAAAAUCUUCUGGAAAAGCAGCUGCUGAUUCGGCGUCGACGGCGAAUAGAAACCAAGGGAAACAGGCAUCAUCCCAAGAGUACAGUAACGAGGUGCUGUCAGUUCAAGGCGGAGACCAACAGAUUGCCGCAGCCAUCACGGAGAUGUACACGACAGCUCUGGCUACAGAGCUGAAGGACUGGUUAGAGUCCAUAACAGACAAUCCCAAACCAUUCUCAUUCGUGUUGAGACUGGUUACUGAUCUACUGAACAUCCCUUUCGACUCACUCUUUCCAGCAGGAAAUGUAGACUACGGAUGCUUUGGUAGAAGGAAUCUAAAGACGGAAAAGGGAACAGGUCGAAAAUACUACACACAAAAGACAACAAAGUCAGGCGUUGGUAACACAGCAGGCAAGAAUGUCAGUGAAACGGUUAUGAUCUCCGAGAUCCGUUAUUGUGACUUCGCUGACCGUAAAGCUCUCGAAGACACCAUGGUGAAGAGACGGCUAUCCCUAGAACGUGCUGUGACGGUGUACCUCGAAGAGGGUCGUAUCCUGACUUCCGAUUUCCUCCUGCCCGCUGGAGAGGCAGGAUGUGAAACCGCCACGCUAGCAUACCUACAGGUAAGCAACAACGGGGUCCCUACGUGGAAGGAGAUGAUUGGAGGACAGGAGUUCACAGUCAUCUUUGACAUGCCGUACGACAUCCCGGAGAUCAUCGAAGCACAGGAUGUGCUGCAACUGAAGUUAAUCCGUCACAUGUGGUUCUCAACAAGGAGAGGAUCUGUGCCACAUUUGUAUGAUGGCUACGAAAACAAAGGGAGGAAAGACGCCCAAGGAAAGAAGGUCAUAGUAUUGGGUCUUGUCAUGACUUACAAUGAGGAAACAGGCGUCUUCACCGUGACUGAUGACGACUUUAAGGCAGCAGCUUCAAUCCUUCCAGACCUACCAGAAUGGAUAAAGGGUCGCAAAAUAGCCAGAGCUGAAUACAAAAAACUACUCAACCAUCUGAACCAGAAAACAGAUACAAUGGGCGAUGUUCCUUGCAGCAUCCAGUGGUCCAAUGCUCACCGUCUUGACCCGACCAAUGGAGGAAAGUGCAUCCACUUCACUGCAGCGUCAGAAGGCGACAUCUUUGUUGUGUUCGCCAGCAUCCCAAAGAACCAUGAGACAUGGGUGUACAUACAAAUAUCACCAGACGGAGUAGCAUUAUACAAGGCAAUGCGGCUACAAACAACCCAGCUGAAUGACAUCGCUGGCAGUCUAGGUUCGGCAACACUGUACCAGUCCUACUUUGUCUGUGUGAUUGAGGAUGCAAAGGAGAAGACCACGGUCAUCCAAUAUGGCAAAACACCUGACAAUGAGGAACGGCCGCAUGUGUGGUUGAGUUUCACAUUCCAUGAGUUGGAGUCUCUCCGAUACUACUCCUUCGGCAAUGGGGGUUCCCUUGUGAAGGUGAUGGGGCUGUCACUGUUGGACAAGCCGGUAAAGGACUACAUCAUAUGCCGAGAGGGGACAGUGAUGAUCAAUGGGAUCUGUCGACAGAAGUGUCACUCUGAGUGUAGAGGUUGCCGAACAAGCGGAUCAAACCGGCCGACUGACUGCAUCGCCUGUAAACAUCUAAAGGUGCCCAGGCCUGGGCGAAUUGGCUCCUUCGAGUGUGUCGCGCAAUGUCCACAGCACAUGAAAGCUGUCCCUGCUACAAAAGCUUGCACAUGCAUUAAAAGUAUGGAGGAGGCACGUCCCAAUGGCGUGGUGGACUGUGUGACGGAGUGUCCUCGGACUCACUUUGAUGAUAACAACGUCUGCAAAAAAUGCAGUAGCUUUUGUAAAGACGUCAGUGACGAAGGGAAGAGGGUUUGCUCAGGACCCGCUUCCAAAGACUGUAACGUGUGCAAGUAUCAACAUAACGGACGUUGUGUGGAGGAAUGCAGACCAGGACAGAAAGCUGUCAAGACAGGAGGAAGUGGAGCCUUUGUCUGCCACCAAUGUCGGGCCGGCCAUGAGUGUAAGCUGGGAGACGAGCGAGAAAUCAUCUGCCCAGCAGGAACGGCCAGUAACGACAACAGGACGAUGUGUGAGCCGUGUGCAGCAGGGGAGUUCAGCAGCUCUCCAGGAGCGACGUUCUGUCAGAAAUGUCCGACCGGGAAGUACAGUAUAGGCGGGGGGUCCAUGCGGUGUUACCCUUGUCCGGCCGGGAAAUACAGUAGUGAAGCAGGUUCCACAGGUUGCACGGUCUGUUCCGCCGGCAAAUACAGCAGCACAGCGGGGUCAAACAGUUGUAAGCCCUGUCGCGUUGGUCAAUAUAGCGAUACAAAAGAAUCCAAGAGCUGUACGGCAUGUCCUGCCGGAAAAUACAGCAGCAAAGUGGAGUCUACGACUUGCAUGAGCUGUCCUGUCGGACAAUACAGUAGCACAGCGGGGUCCACGGGCUGCACCACCUGUCCUGCAGGAAAAUUCAGCAGCACAGAGGCGUCCACGAGCUGUCUGGCGUGCCCUGCCGGACAAUUCAGCAACACAGCGGAGUCAUCGAGUUGUAGAGCUUGUCCUGCCGGACAGUACAGCACAGCAGGGUCCACGGGCUGCACUGACUGUCCUCCUGGAAGAUACAGCGGCAUAGCCGGGUCCGCGAGUUGUGAGGCGUGUCCAGCCGGAAAAUACAGUCCGACAGCGGGGGCCACGAGUUGCAUGACGUGCCCUGUUGGGAAAUACGGUCCCACGGCGGGGUCCACGACCUGUAGGGCGUGUCCUGUCGGAAAAUACAGCAGCAGAGCAGCGUCCACGAGUUGUAGGGCUUGCCCUGCCGGAUUGACAAGCCGACCAGGGUCAACUAAGUGUACAUGCUCAUCAGGCUACACCAAGUUCCAGCGAAGCUGCUUCAAGGCCUCCCGAACGCGCAAAGACUACCAUUCGGCCAGGAGAGACUGCCAGGCAGUAGGUGGAUUCCUGGCCAUGCCUAAAGACAGCGCCACCAACGCGUUCCUGGUCCGCCUGGGGAGCAAAAUCAUACGGAGGGGGAACUUUUUCAUCGGACUGAGUGAUCAAAGUGUUGAAGGGCGAUGGCGCUUUGCUGAUGGGACCGGACUAGGUACUGUCUAA